ACAAGACUUGCCCACGGCACAGCCUGCGUGUCCGUCUAGGGAAGACGGUGAGAUUAUUCAAGGGCAUAAUGAAGGGUCGUAUACGUGCGAUAUUAACCAUCGUAUGGUGUCUUGCAACCUUCGUCGACUGGGGAUCAUGCACAGCACUGGCAUCACCACGAAAUGUCGCUGCUGAUGAUGUUCCCACAUGCGGGGUAUCCUGUAUUCUUGAACAUCUACCUAAGUCUGGGUGUCCCAUAGGAGAUGCUCAGUGCCAGUGCACAAACAAAGCUUUUGCUCGCGCAGUGGCACCAUGUAUACUCAAAAGAUGUAGCAUGCAAGAGAUGAUAGCCAGAGCAAAGGACGGCUUCUGCCAUCUCCCGUCUGAGUCCAAAAGCCGCGAAACGAUUUUGUAUAUCGGCAUUUGCUAUGGCGUCGCGGCCAUCACUGUCGCUAUGAGAAUCUGGGCCAAAGCCGUGGCAAAAUCUUUCGGUAUAGAUGACUGGAUAAUUUUGGCCGCACUGGCACUGUCGGCGGUGCCGAUGGGAUGUGUUAUCAAGAUGUCGACCAUUGGCUUCGGAGAACAUGUCUGGAAGUUGGCUGACGGUGCAACGUUUUCCUACAUACUGAAACUAUUCUGGGUAUCUGGGACCACAUACAUUAUCGUCCUGGGGACUAUUAAAGUUUCUCUGUGUCUUAUAUACGUCAAGGUCUUUCCGGAUCGGCGUAAACGCAUUGUCACUUAUUUCAUCAUGGGAUUCAUCAUCGUCAGCGACGUCGUUCUCUACCUCACCUGGAUUUUCAUGUGCAAACCAAUACGGGGCUAUUGGCACCUGGAUAUUGGCGCCAAAUGCUUGAGCAUGAAUAAGAUUGGAUAUUCAGUAUCCACUUUCGCGAUUGUUCAAGACGCAUUUCUCUUGAUCUGGCCGCUGAUCUGCAUUUGGAACCUCGAUAUGGUCACACAGCGUAAGUUUGCGGUAGGCAUCAUGCUCGCUAUUGGCACCUUUGGUUGCAUUACUACUGUACUUCGUCUUCACACUCUUGUUGCAUUCCGCUCUACUCUAGACCCUACAUGGGACUUUGUCGCGAUAACGAACUGGACUACUCUCGAACUCCUCUCGGGGUUUUUCUGUGUCUCUCUUCCUUCCAUGCGCAUUCUUUUCGUUCAUUAUGUCCCCCGGGAACGUUUUGCUUCACUGAGUUCCACUUUCCACUCCAAACCCCCACCAAUCAGACGCACGACGUACACGACCCGUCCCGAAAAGAAGAAACCCAUUUGGUCCUAUUCCACCAACGAAGCUCGCAAAAUCGAUAAGAGCAUAGGUCCAGCAAGCCCGAAAAGCCUAAACGGAGUUACUCGGGUGUGGCCGCGGACAUCGCAUAUCCAAUCCUUCUCGCGCAGCAGCCACUUACGACUCGGCGACAUCAACAACAACUAUGACGACCCGCCCAGUAAAUUCUCGAAACCGUCUGCUCUUUCUCUCGAUCAAUCCCCUGUUCACGACUUUAGCGCUAUCCGAACUGAGACUUUGCCAGUUCCACCUAGCCCCAUCUCGCCAGUUCACAGUCCUAUGACCCCAAUAUACAGUCCGACAUCCCUGUACGACAAGGGCAUCGAAAUGCAGCCGCCAGCCUUCCACAAUCCUUACAAUGUUACUCCUCCUCCGAUUUCUCCAUCGAUACACGAAAACCAACAACAAUCGAUAUACUUCGAUCAACACGACUUGGUACGCGAUUACCAACAUGAAUCCACACACAAUCACCACAACGGGUCCUUCCGCACUACCCGCUAUGAAUCGACACAGGAAAAUCAGUACGACGAUGUAUCCCCAUUGGAGUCCAUCCACACCAACAACCCCAAUUUCUUCGCUCUUCGCUACGACGAUACUCCACCAUCUCCCCUCGAGCCAUCUCUCCGUCGGUCUUCUACUCUCCAACAAUAUCCCCUUGGACUCUCUCCUCGCCAGCGUUCUCCUCUCCAACAUUCUCCCCUGCGGCCCUCCUUCAAUCAUGACUCCAAUCCAACAUCUCCCCUCCAGAAUUCCCUUCUCCAACCUUCCUUUCACUACACCUCGCCUCCCCCGUCUCCCUCCCAAUCUUCCCACUACGACAGCACCCCUUCAUUCCCCCUCCGACCUUCCUCCCUAACCCCUUCCCCCCUGCAACCCCAAUCCCGCCACACAACAACCCUACAACCCCCCCAGAGUCGCACAAGCACCUCAUCCUCCGAAAUCUCCGCUCUCCCGGAAAUGCGCCUCUGGCCCCUUUCCCAACCCACCCCAGCUCCUUUAUGGCCGCUCCACUCCCCGCUUCGCACACGCGCGCCACGGGUCCUUUAUCCGUUUUCCGUUGGCGCGACGAGUGAGAUUACAAGGAAUGCGUCGUGUAGGAGUUGUGGGAGCGAUGAUAUCGAGGCGUUGCCGCAGUUGAAAUUGCCGGUGGAGAGGAAGGAUGGGGAUGAGGAAGAGAGAGGGGAUGGGGGACGAGGGUUUAGGGAGAUGAGUUGGGAGGAGGGGAUUCCGCCUGUGCCGCCUUUGCCGGGGUGCGCUUUUGGGGGUGAGGCUGGGGGGCAAGAUGUUGUUGCUAGGUUGAUGGGGAAGAGGGGGAAGAGGGAUGGGUUUGUUGUUUGAGGGAAUUGCAGCGAGGUAGAGAGGUUGUGUGGGAUUUUUGGUAGUGGAACGUGUGGGAUCUGCGGUUCUUUAUUGUUCGACGAGUCUUU
Molecule: messenger RNA, 2698 nt
Organism: Periconia digitata
Lineage: Eukaryota; Fungi; Ascomycota; Dothideomycetes; Pleosporales; Periconiaceae
Source: the annotation of a GenBank genome assembly